Molecule: messenger RNA, 2621 nt
Organism: Contarinia nasturtii (swede midge)
Lineage: Eukaryota; Metazoa; Arthropoda; Insecta; Diptera; Cecidomyiidae
Gene: PXo
Product: xenotropic and polytropic retrovirus receptor 1
Exons: 7
Coding region: 230-1894 (554 amino acids)
Biological process (GO): cellular response to phosphate starvation; phosphate ion transport
Cellular component (GO): cytoplasm; plasma membrane; Golgi apparatus
Molecular function (GO): inositol hexakisphosphate binding
Source: RefSeq, a predicted model, not a curated record
ACGAGAACAUCGCAUUUUCCACCAUCACCAUUUCAAUUGGUCUAUAUAAAUAUGUUGUUUUUCAUUUGAGUGUAUUAUAUAUCGGAUAAAGAGCAAAAUAAAAAAGGAAAUAUUUAAAAGAAAAAAUCGCUCAUAUUGAUUCACAAAAUAAACGAAUCAAGUGUUUUUCGUUUUUCAUUUUCUUUAUUCUUUUGAUUAAACCUGUUGUAGCAAAUACAAUAAGCAAACCAUGAAGUUUGCAGAACAUCUAUCAGCGCAUAUAACGCCCGAAUGGAGGGCAGCAUACAUCAACUAUGAGGAAAUGAAAACAAUGCUGUACAAUGCCAUAGAACAGUCUCCAUCUGCUGAAUUAGUUGAACCGGACUUUUUAACGCGAUAUUUUGCAACAUUCGACGAACAAUUUUUCCAUUAUUGCGAUAAGGAAUUGGCAAAAAUCAACACAUUUUAUUCAGAGAAAUUAGCCGAAGCAACGCGAAAAUUUGCCAAUCUACGAACCGAAGUGAGUGUAGCAUUAGAAGAUGGUUAUGAUACAAAAAAGGCUUUGUCACGAUCAAAAAAAUUGCUGCGCAAGAAAACAAAACCGGCACGUAAAGUACAAGAUUUGAAGUUGGCAUUUAGUGAAUUUUACUUGGGAUUGAUUUUAUUACAAAACUAUCAAACAUUAAAUUUUACCGGUUUUCGGAAAAUUUUAAAAAAACAUGAUAAACUGUUGAGUGUUGAUUUGGGUGCCAAAUGGCGAAUGGAUCAUGUGGAAGUGGCACAUUUUCAUGUGAACAAAGACAUUGAUCGACUUAUUCAUGAUACGGAAUCAAUUGUUACGCAAGACAUUGAAGGAGGUGAUCGACAAAAAGCGAUGAAACGAUUACGAGUGCCACCAUUAAAUGAACACCAAAGUCCAUGGAUCACAUUCAAAGUUGGAAUAUUUUCGGGUGCCUUUAUUGUAUUAAUGGUGACCGUCAUGUUAACGGCCAUAUAUCAUAGGAAUAAAGACUGGGAAAUUGGAAUUCGAUUGUUUCGUGGACCUUUAUUGAUAAUUGGAUUUUUAUUUUUGUGGGGACUUAAUGUAUAUGGAUGGAGAUCAGCAGGCGUAAAUCAUGUUCUUAUAUUCGAAAUCAAUCCUAGAAAUCAUUUAUCCGAGCAACAUAUAAUGGAGUUUGGUGCAUGUUUUGGUGUCAUUUGGACUAUAUGUGUAUUAAGUUUCCAAUAUAGUGACGCACUUUCAAUUCCAACAUACGCAAGUCCAUUAACGUUGUAUAUUUUAAUGGCACUAUUUCUAUUUAAUCCAACGAAAACAUUUCGGCAUGAGGCACGUUUCUGGACAAUUCGAGUAUUGUGGCGAAUAUUUUUGGCGCCAUUUUACUACGUCAGCUUUGCCGACUUCUUUGUUGCCGAUCAAUUGAACAGUAUUGUACCCGCCUUUUUAGAUCUACAAUUUUUAAUAUGUUUCUAUUACAAUAAUCCAAUAUGGAAAACUGCGUCGCCCAAAGACGUUGAAUCAUGUGUCGAAGGUUCAUAUUUGAUUCGACCGAUGGUGGCCAUGUUACCGGCUUGGUUUCGUUUUGCACAAUGCAUACGUCGUUAUCGUGAUACGCGUGAGGCAUUUCCGCAUUUGGCAAACGCACUCAAAUAUUCAACAUCAUUUUUUGUCGUCAUUUUUUCAUCGCUAUCAUUUGUUACCGGUUCGCAUUUGGGCAGCACAAAUAAUCCAUACUUUUAUCUCUGGAUAAUUGCGUCGAUUGUUUCAUCUUGUUAUGCGUAUGCGUGGGACAUUAAAAUGGAUUGGGGUUUACUUGAAAUUAAACACAAUUUUCUACGCGAGGAAACGGUGUAUUCGUCAAAUUUUUGCAACAAUACGAAAAUGCUGCUAGUUCAGAAAAAUACAAGUUCAGCAUGAUUCAUUAAAAUUUAUGGACAAUUCGAAUGUAUCGGAAAUGCGAAUGAAAUCGAUCCAAUUCAAAAUUCAAUUAUUUAUGUGGAGUUCGUCUUUAAAUAACCUGGUAACGUUGGUGGGUACGCCAAGAGAUUUUAGGGGAGGAUAACGACAAACAUCUAGCAAAAGUCGAUUCUAUCUAGCGUCAACCUUAAUGUCCAAAAAAUUUAUAUGGGAUUUUUGAUUCCACUCGCAGCAAAAUUGAUUAAUAACAAAAUCGAAAGAAUUUUUAUUGCCAAAAACAUCAGCAGUUGAAUUCAAUUUUAUGAGCGGGUAACUUGGGACCGCGGAAACUGGAUCCUCACCUAUAAAAAUAGAACGUUAUAUUAUUAAAUAGAACAGACGCGUACUUAAAAUAAGCUUUGAAACAAUGUUCGAAAAGGAAUUUUUGAAAAAUUCUUCAUAGAUUUUAUAUUAAAUAAAAUCUAUGUUGCUUUUUUCACAAACCACUUUUAUGAUUUGUCAAAUAGUAUUAGUCAAAGUACGAUUCAGUAUUUGCACUUUUAUUUUCACCAACCUAAAAUUAAAUACAAGCUCCGCAUAAUUGGUGAAAACUCGGAUAAUUUUGAAUCGUUUCGUUAAACCGCUAUCCAAUAUUCUAAUAGAUAUUGAUGAUAUUCAUUGUCCAUAAAUUUUCCAUCAGCGCACUUAUGUUUUUUCUGUAAAACCAGCAUGGAAAAAUCCACUGUAC